AUGGAGGUGGGGCAUGUGUCAAGGAGCUUCAUCCUCAAGUCCGCGUAGCAAGAGGAGGCUCUUCAUUGCAUCCAGUACACUCUCAGGAGGUGGCGACUCAUCUCCUAGUGGAUCGUCCUCUUUCUGAUGAUGGCUUGUUCGUCGAUCAAUUGGAGAUGCUUUACUCAAUGAAUUUGCGAUCCUUUUAUCAUGAAUCGCUCAACAAUUUUAGUAACAAUGCUCCGCGAAUUGUGUUGACGAGGUUUUUGUCGAUGAUCUAGCAAUUCUAGUAGCUUAAUCCUUCACCGACGUUGUGUAGAAAAGUCGCGAUAAUCAGAUAAAAAAUAUGAGUUUUGGCCCAUGGAAGAUUCGAACCUGCACUAGUUGCCCGCCCGUUCUAUGGAAGGUGUGAUGUGAGUUUAGUUCGACAUCGCUUGUGCGCCAAAGUUUCUGGUGAAUAUAUAGUAAUAUUAUAUUUGCAAUCAAGUCCCUUUCUUGCACGUGUACGACCACUCUUUGCCCCAUAGCCAGCUGGCCACCGGUGACGUGGAAGGGGAGUGGCGCACACGUGCCUCCAUCAGUUCAAGUCGCUCGAGCCCCUACUCGCAGCUCCUCCUAACUGCUCGCGAGCGAGCGAGAGCAAGGGAGCUGACGUGACUUAGUCGUUGUAUAUUAAAUCACACAAAUAUAAAAUUUAUAAAACUAGAAAAUACGAAUUUUUUGAUAUUUAGACGGAUUUCUGAACAAAUAUAUCAAUUAUAAUUCAAUAAAACUUUUCAAAAAUAGCAGUAAUUUUCCAGGUCGAUCACAGGGAUGUAAUAUAAUAUCUAGUAAUUAUUCAGAAUUUUUCUCAAAGAAUACUAUUUUCUAUGAAUUUUAUACUAAGAAAUGAAAAGGAAAUAUAUUUAAAAUUCACGAAAAAAGGAAAUAAGGGUGCGGGUGUCAAGAUGACGUCAGCGCCCAGCGAACGCGAAUCGGGCGGAAACAUAGUUACGUCCGGCGAUUCUUACGUAAGCGAUUACACAUAAUUUAAUUGAUCAAAUUAAGAUCUAUAAAAGACGGAAGAAUCGUAAUGAAAUGAAGUAUAUGUUGGUAAAUUUAAAAUCAACAAAUUAUCACUAAAUGAAAUGAAAAUUAAGUUGAAAGCAGGAAAAUAGAGUUUCAGUGUCGUGACGGCGAUGAGUCGGCGAUGCAUCGGAAUCUUGAGCGUUCGGGAGGAUCGUCGUGCAGUGUCCACGGCCUCAAAGGCUCUCCUUGGACAAAGAUGACAUGGGCAAUCUCUAGAUCUUCUCGCAAAGUCUAGAGAUUAAUGAAAUGGGUCGUCGAGUCAUCUCUGGCGGCUGUCACCCGGCGGAGCGGAAAAACAGCGACUUUCCGGCUCUCUGGCAGUUGUCACCUAAUGGAGAGGAGCUGGAUGGAGGUGGGGCACGUGUCAGGGAGCUUCAUCCUCAAGUCCACGCAACAAGAGGAGGCUCUUCAUCGCAUCUAGUAUGCUCUCAGGAGGUGGCGACUCGUCUCCCAACGGAUUGUCCUCUUCCUUACAACAGCUUGUUCGUCGAUCAAUCGGAGAUGAUUUACUUGAUAGAUUUGUGAUCCUUUUAUCACGAAUCAUUCAGCAAUUUUAGUAGCAAUGCUCCGCGAAUGACGUUGACGAGAUUUUCGCCGAUGAUCCAGCGAUUCUGGUUGCUUAAUCUUUCACCGGCGAUCUGCAGGAAAGUCACGAUAAUCAGAUAAAAAUAUAUGAAUUUUGACUCUGGGAGGAUUCGAACCCGUGCCGAUUGUCCGCCCCCCCUUCUGAGGAAGGUGUGACGCGGGUUUAGUCCCACAUCGGUUGUGCGCCGAUUUUUCAGGCGAAUAUAUAGUAAUGUUAGCUUUUUAGGCAAAGUCCCUUCUCUCGCGUGUACGACCACUCUUUGCUUCACAGCCGGCUGGCCACCGGUGACGUGGAAGGGGAGUGGCGCACACGUGCCCCUAUCGGUCCAAGCUUAAGCCGCUCGAGCCCCUGCUCGCGGCUACUCCCGACUGCGCUUCCGACCCGCUUGCGGGCCCGGCUGGCCGGCGGGUCCCCCCAUUUUGCAAUAUUUUUAUUUCUUUUUCCUCAUUUAUCUCAAAAGUAAGACUGUAAAAAUCAGAUAAAUUUGUAUAAAAUCACAUAAUUACCCAAAAAAUCACAUUAAUCAACUGAAAACCACUUUUCACACUUUAACAUAAUUAUAAGUCUAUUUAUCACGAGUUAAGGCUAAAACUAUAUUAUUUACUAAUUAUUAACUCAUGAUAAUGAAGACUUAUCACACCCCCCAACUUAAAUCAUUGCUAGUCCCUUAGCAAUGGAAUUACGAAAAUAAAAAUUUACAAAUCUCAAACAUCAUAUUUCAAUACAGAAAGAAAAAAAUACAAUUAGAAAUGAUGCACCUUUAGACACUUUGGAUUCUUAUAUCAAGUAUUUAAGAAUGAUGUCAAGCACUUAAAUGUUUAAACACUCCUUGGAAUAACAAUCUAGACUUCACUUCUUCUAUUCACAUCUUUAUCACUUCUUCACUCAUAGAUGUAUUUACAAGAUGUUCCAAUUAUCAAUACUCAUCUAAGAAUAAUAUUGAUCCUACAUUUCCCUUUUUCUAUGGCUUGAUUUUUGAAGUUUGCACUAUAUUUCUUCUUUCUUUAUAUAUAGUGGAUAAGUAGCUUUUCCUAUAGAUAAAUUUCGACAAUAAGAAUGAUGUCUCACACCCUCCAUGUAUACUCUUCAUUUUCAGGGCUUUCACUUUAUCCACUCAUUUUUCAGCAAGUGUUUUUCUAUGCACAAUUUUUGACAAUGAGAAUGAUGUCUCACACCCUCCAUGUGUACUCUUCGUUUCUAGAUUUUUCACAUUGCUCUCUUUUUUUUCUUUUUUUUUUUUUUUCGAAAUAAGUGAUUUCUCCUCACAAGUCUUAUAGAUCAGGGUGCAAAAAUCUCCAUUAAACUCAAAUGAUCAAUCAAAUUUUCACAUCAAGUAAAUAUUAUCCAUCAAGAUCAUGAAGUGAAAAUCUGUAAAAUCAAAUCCAUGUUAUCUAUCAUGUAUCCAAGGAGUAUUCCAACAUUUCAUGCUACUAGAUCAUUCUUUUGACUCAAUAAUAAUCUUCCUAGUAUCUUUUGGUAUCAAUCAAUCUAAUUGAUUUAAUUUUUCAUGCAUGCAAUAUGAUGUAAGAAAUUUAUAAAUUAGAUAGUUCUGACAGUUCUGUUUUCUGUUUUCAGUUCUAUUUUUAGCAGCAAUAAAUUUGUCAAAAAUAAAUCAAAACUAUCUUCUUUAUAGCUGUAAUUUCGAAUUUCAGUAAUAUAUGUCUAGGGGAUUGAAAUGUGAGAAAAGGGUCUCUAUAAUUUCAAAUUUCGGGUUGUUUUUUUCGUCUGCUGUUUUUGACAGUCUGUUGUUACUGACAGAAAACCAGAAAAUAGAUGUUGCAAUUUUUCCGAAUUCGGCGAUCUUUUUUUAUUUUUUUAGUUGCUGUUCUAAGUUGAAUAAAAUGCAAACACAUGUUCUUAAUCGUCCUACAGCAUAAAUUAAUAAUGAAUACUUCCCCCCCCAACUUAAAAAUGACAUUGUCCUCAAUGACACAGAAAAAUCGAAACAGAAUAUGCAGAAAAUAUAAUUUUCAAAUGAAGCAUGCAUAUAUGCAAAGUUUAGCAUUAAAAAUGUUGUCAUAAAUGAUAAAGCUCCGAAAGACAUCACCUCAACCUCGUUUUUAAUUUUCCACUUCAUCUUACACUCCUCCUCCUGCAGUUUUUCGAAAAAACAAAUACAGAAACAAGUACUGCAAAAAUCUAAGAAAAACAGAGCUUAAAAAAAAAUUAAAAACAUCAAACAGAAUGAAAUAAAAACCAUGGGUUGCCUCCCAUGCAGCGCUGAAUUUAAUGUCUCCAGCUGGACUCCUUGAUCUUACUCUUGAAUUUCUUUUAAUAAUAAAAUUUCUUUUUCUGCAAGGCGUUCAUGUUCUAUGUAAUGUUUAAGCCGCUGUCCAUUUACCUUAAAGUUGUGAUCACUUUUAGGAUCUUUAAUCAUUACAGCCCCAUGAUCAUAUGUCUCUUCCACCACAUAAGGCCCUUUCCAUUUUGAUUUUAAUUUUCCUAGGAAUAAUUUCAGCCUAGAAUCAUAUAACCACACUUUUUGUCCAACAUCAAUUUUUUUUCUGCUAAUAUAUUUAUCAUGAAAAGUUUUAGUUUUUUCUUUAUAUAUUCUAUGAUUUUCAUAAGCUUCAUUCCUCAACUCCUCUAGUUCAUGUAGCUGAAAAAUUCUAUGCCCACCAGCUGAUUUUUCAUCCAUACAUAAAUUUUUUAUAGCCCAUAAUGCUUUAUGCUCUAUUUCCACAGGAAGAUGACAUGGCUUUCCAAAAAUGAAACGAAAUGGGGACAUACCUAUGGGAUUUUUAUAAGCUGUUCUAUAAGCCCAUAAUGCAUCUUGUAAUUUUGUGGGCCAAUCUUUCCUAUCUGGUCUAACUAUUUUUCUCAAAAUUCUCUGAAUUUCCCUAUUUGCUACUUCAGCUUGCCCAUUUGUUUGGGGAUGAUAUGGAGUGGCUACUCUAUGGUGUACUCCAUUCUUUUUCAACAGUUCUCUGAAAUUUUUAUUUGUAAAAUGUGUUCCUCCAUCACUAAUAAUCACUCUAGGACAUCCAAAUCUCGAAAAAAUAUUUUCCUGCACAAAUUUCAUCACGAUUUUAUGAUCAUUAGUUCUAGUAGGAAUAGCUUCCACCCACUUCGACACAUAAUCAAUAGCAAGCAAAAUAUAUUCAUAUUUUUCAGCUGAUGGGAAGGGACCCAUGAAAUCUAUUCCCCAUACAUCAAAAAUUUCGACUACUAACAUGUUACUCAUGGGCAUUUCAUCUUUUUUACUCAUGUUACCUAUAGAUUGGCAUGAAAUACAUGUUCUACUAAAUUCUAUAGAAUCUCUAAUGAUUGUAGGCCAAUAAAAACCACACUGAAAAUUUUUUGCAGCUGUUUUUCGUCCAGAGAAGUCUCCUCCACAAUUAGAUGAAUGGCACAUGUUAAUAAUGCUAUGGUAUUCUUCUUCAGGAACACAUCUCCUUAAAAUUUGAUCAUUGCCCAAGUAAUAUAAAUCAGGAUCAUGCCAAAAAUAAUUUCUAAUCUUAGACAAGAAAUGAUGUUUUCUGUUCUUAUCCCACUGUUCUGGAGUUUUUCCAGAAACCAGAAAAUUUACAAUAUGUGCAUACCAUGGUGAUGGUUGAUGUUGAGCUGCCAUCAAUUGUUCAUCUGGAAAUGCAUCUUGUAAAGGUGCUGCAUUUAUUCCUGUGUCACUUAAUCUAGAAAGAUGGUCAGCAAUAGCAUUCUCGAAACCUUUUUUAUCUUUUAUUUCUAAGUCAAAUUCCUGCAACAAUAAAAUCCAUCUUAAUAAACGUGGCUUUGCAUCUUUCUUAUUUAACAGAUAUUUUAAUGCUGCAUGAUCAGUAUAAAUAAUAAUUUUAGCUCCCAAAAUAUAUGAUCUAAACCUUUCUAACGAAAAUACUACAACUAACAACUCUUUUUCAUUCGUGGUAUAAUUUAAUUGAGCAUCAGAUAUAGUUUUACUAGCAUAUGAAAUUACUAUGGGUUUUGACUCUUUUGUUUGUCCUAGAACGGCCCCCAUUGCAUAAUUGGAUGCAUCACACAUUAUUUCAAAGGGAAGGGACCAAUCAGGAACUUGUAAAAUGGGUGCCUCAGUAAGUAAUCUUUUUAUUUCGAAAAAAGACUCAAAACAUUUCUCAUCAAAAUUAAAAGGCACAUCUUUAGAUAAUAGCAUGGUGAGAGGUUUUGAAAUCUUCGAAAAAUCUUGAAUAAAUUUUCUAUAAUAACCUGCAUGACCCAAGAAAGAUCUAAUCUGUUUUACUGAAUUUGGAGGUUUCAUUUUAGAUAUAAUAUCAAUUUUUGCUCUAUCCACCUCUAAACCCCUUUCACUCACAAUAUGACCCAACACAACUCCCUCUUUAACCAUAAAAUGUGAUUUCUCCCAACUCAAAACUAAUUUUUUCUCUAUGCAUUUCUCAAGUACAUGCUGUAAAUGAUUUAAGCAUUCAUCAAAUGAUUCACGAAAAACAGAAAAAUCGUCCAUAAAAAUUUCCAUGCAUUUUCCAAUCAUAUCAGAAAAAAUAGACAGCAUACAUCUUUGAAAUGUGGCUGGAGCAUCACACAGACCAAAAGGCAUGCGUUUAAAAGCAAAAGUACGAAAUGGACAAGUGAAAGUUGUUUUUUCUUGAUCUAAAGGGUUUAUAUAAAUUUGAUUAUAACCAGAGUAUCCAUCGAGAAAACAAAAAAAGUUUUUUCCAGCUAAUUUUUCUAGAAUUUGAUCAGUAAAUGGUAGGGGAAAAUGAUCUUUUCUAGUAACUGAAUUUAAUUUUCUAUAAUCAAUGCAAACCCUCCAACCGGUAGUUAAUCUUGUUUGUAUUUCAUCCCCAUUUUCGUUUUUUAUAACCGUGAUCCCUGAUUGUUUUGGCACUACUUGUGUAGGACUAACCCAUUUGCUAUCUGAAAUAGGAUAAAUAAUAUCAGCAGCCAGCCACUUUAAAAUUUCUUUUUUUACAAUUUCCAUCAUGUUAGGAUUUAAUCUUCGUUGUGGUUCCCUGCUAGUUCUGGCCCCCUCCUCUAGAUAUAUACUAUGCAUGCAUACACUCAUAUCAAUGCCCCUUGGAUCGUCCAUUUUCCAGCCCAUAGCCUUCUUAUUUUUUCGAAGUACAUCUAAUAAUUCUUCUUUUUGUUCAUCACUCAAAUCAGCUGCGAUAAUUACAGGAAAUGAAUUAUUUUCCUCCAAAAAUAUAUAUUUUAAACUAGAGGGAAGAGGUUUCAACUGUAAAUUUCAGAUGAUCUUCCUCUUUCUUUUUUCCCAAAUUUAUAUUCUCUAUUUCCUCUAAUUCUUCCAGCACACAGUCAUCAAUAACAUCUGGAUCAUCAAAAUCAUCUAGAAGAUCUAUGGUAUGACAAUCAUAUACUUGUGAUUUCUUAAGAUCAUUUGGUACCUCAAAAAUUUUAAUUUCUACUGAUUGAUCUCCACAUGAAAUUUUUGCAAUACCUGUGGGAAAAUCAAUAUUCAUCUUUGCUGUAUGCAAAAAUGGUCUCCCUAGGAUGAUUGGUGUAUCAUAAAACUGUCCAUUAAAAUCCAUUUCCAGCACUACAAAAUCAGCUGGAAAUUUACACCCUUUAACUGUCACUAUCACAUUUUCUAAAAUACCUUUAGGAUGUUUUAUGGAUCUAUCAGCAAAUUGUAAGGUAACAGUAGAAGGUUUAAGAUCAGAAAUAUUAAAUUUAUCGCAAAUACUUGCAGGUAAUAAAUUAAUACUAGCACCGGUGUCAAGUAAUGCAUUCUGAAAAAUGAAUCCACCAAUAUCACACGAAAUUAAAGGGGCACCUGUAUCUCUCAAUUUAUAUGGUAAUUGAUUUAAUAAUAAUGCACUAGCAUGCAUAGAUAAUUUUUCUACUCUAGGUGCCCUUUUUGGUGUACACAUUUCUUUCAAAACUCUAGCAUAUUCAGGAAUAUGUUCAAUGGCAGUGAGUAAAGGAAGACUAAUUUGCACAUCUUGUAAAAUUUUCUUUAUUUCUUCAUUGUGUUCCUUUUUCUUUCUUUGUCUAGGCUCUAGAGCUUUAGGAAAUGGAAUGGUUGUCCUCUCUUUCGAAAUUUCCUUGGUAGAAUCUAUAAAAUCCUCUUCUACUCCUAUUUGAUUUUGUUUUGGGUUGUCCACGUUUUCUUUUUCUUCUAAUGUUUGGGGAUAAGGAUCAGGUAAGAUCUUACCACUCCUUAAUGCAUUCACUGUCCUAACAUUUUCAUUUCGUGGGUUUUUUCCUAGAUUCAUACUACUAGACUCCCCUUGCUGAAAUCCUAUUGUUGCGCGGUUCCCUGGAUUUUCUAUGGGCUGACUAGGUAGCUGUCCCUCUUCUCUCUUAUUCCCAAGGGCCUCUAUAAUUUGUUUCUGGUGCUGCAUCAUUUGAUUCAUAGUUUGUUGCAUCAUUUGGCUCAUUUGCUGCAUCAUUUCCAUAGUAUCGGGUUGGGUUUGAGAGGACUGAUUUUUUUGAAAUCUGUUUUCUUGUUUUGGACGAAAUUCCGAGUUUGAAUUGGGUUUAAGUGCUUCUGGAUUUUGAAUAUUAUUUGGGUCUCUCCAUGAAAAAUUAUUCCUCCAAUUAGGAUUAUAAGAAUUUGAAAAAGGUUCCCUGUUUCUAUUAAAACCGUGAGCUACUUGCACUUGUUCUUGCAUAGGGUGAAAUGAUUGAUCUAAAUUAUAACAUUGAAAUUCAGAAUAAUCAUUUUCACCAUAUAUAGGACAUGUACUAUUCGAAUUAAGUUGAGGGUUAAAAGGCUUUCUAAUAUUGUCAAUAAGUAAAUCAAUUUUUUCUAAUUUUUGAUUAAUCUGAUUAACCUCAUUUCUAAGUUUAGAAUCAUCAUCAUGAUGCAAUUCAUAAAUUCCUCUCUUCUUAUCCCUGUCAUAUAAUUCAAAAGAGGCUUGAUCUCUCAAAUUUUCACUUAAAUUCUCAUAAAGAUUGUAAAUCUCAUCAGGAGUUUUCUCCAUAAAAGCUCCUCCACAUAUAGAAUCAACCAUAUUUCUAUGUUGUUCUAAUAAUCCAUCAUAAAAAAUUCUAUUGAGCUACCACUUGGGUAUAGCAUGAUGAGGACACUUUCUAAGUAAAUCUUUAAAUUUUUCCCAUGUCUCAUGCAAAGUUUCUCCUGGUCUUUGAGAAAAACUCCAUAUAUGUUUUCUCAUAUUUUGAGUUUUUCCUAAGGGAUAAAAUUUUCGAAGAAAGACCUGUUCUAUAUCUUUCUAGCUAGUUAAUUCUCUAUCUAAUGUGGAUAGCCAAUGACUAGCUUUGUCCCUAAGUGUAUGAGGGAAUAAUUUCAUCUUAAUAAUUUCCGGUGUAACUUGAGGGAGAUUAACUAAAUCACAGACCAUAUGAAAUUUUUCUAAGUGCUGAUGAGGUUCCUUUAAAGGCAAUCCAUGAAAAUUAGGGAGCAUUUGAAAAAUUCCUGCAUUUAUUUCGAAUUUAACAGUGGGUGCUAAUGGGACUCUAAUAUUAGAUGCUCUUUGAAAUGAAUCAGGGAUAUAAUGAUUUUUCAUGGCCAGAAGAUUGUUCUCAGUUUGACCUGUACUUCCUUCAGGAUCCAUCAAAAUUAAUUUUUCUUUCGGAUUUUUAUUUUUGAAAGGAUUUUCUAGCCUUGGAUGCAAAGAUCUUCUACCAUGCAUAAAAAUCAAUCAAUUCGAGGGAAAAAGUUAGUAACUGUUACCCUCCUUUAGGAUGCUCCAGUCCUUGCCGUGCUUCUUUUCGUUCCCUUUUUCUAAUAAAAAUUGGCAAAAAGAAAAUAAAACAAGAGUUAAGUUUUUUUUUGUGUACUCUAAGAGAAAAAUAGAAAAAUACUAAAUAUUAUGCAAUACAUCCCCAGCAACGGCGCCAAAAUUUGACGUGACUCAGUCGUUGUAUAUUAAAUCACGCAAAUAUAAAAUUUAUAAAACUAGAAAAUACGAAUUUUCAGAUAUUUAGAAGUAUUUCUAAAUAAAUAUAUCAAUUAUAAUUCAAUAAAAAUUUCAAAAAUAGCGGUAAUUUUCCAGGUCGAUCACAGGGAUGUAAUAUAAUAUCUAGUAAUUAUUCAGAAUUUUUCUCAAUGAAUACGAUUUUCUAUGAAUUUUAUACUAGGGAAAAAAAAGGAAAUAUAUUUAAAAUUCACGAAAAAGGGAAAUAAGGGUGCGGGCGUCAGGAUGACGUCAACACCUGGCGAACGCGAAUCGGGCGGAAACAGAGUUCCGCCUGGCGAUUCUUACGUAAGCGAUUUCAGAUGAUUUAAUUAAUCAAAUUAAGAUCUGUAAAAGCUGGAAGAAUCGUAAUAGAACAAAGUAUAUUUUGGUAAAUUAAAAUCAGAAAAACUAUCACUAAAUGAAGCGUAAAGUAAGUUGAAAGCAGGAAAACAGAGUUCUGGCGUCGCGACGGCGAUGCGUCGGCGAUGCACCGGAAUCCUGAGCGUUCGGGAGGAUCGUCGUGCAGUGUCCACGGCCUCGAAGGCUCUCCUUGGACAAAGACGACGUGGGCAAUAUCUAGAUCUUCUCGCGAAGUCUAGAGAUCAAUGAAGUGGGUCGUCGAAUCGUCUCCGGCGGCUGUCACCCGGCGGAGCGGAAAAACGACGACUUUGCGGCUCUCCGGUGGCUCUCACCCGACGGAGAGGAGCUGGAUGGAGGUGGGGCGCGUGUCAGGGAGCUUCAUCCUCAGGUCCGCGCAGCAAGAGGAGGCUCUUCAUCGCAUCUAGUAUGCUCUCAGGAGGUGGCGACUCGUCUCCCAACGGAUUGUCCUCUUCCCGACGACGGCUUGUUCGUCGAUCAAUCGGAGAUGA
This is a messenger RNA of Spirodela intermedia, 10298 nucleotides long. Lineage: Eukaryota; Viridiplantae; Streptophyta; Magnoliopsida; Alismatales; Araceae. The record is from the annotation of a GenBank genome assembly.